UCUGAAACCAACGAGGCGUAAGCUCGGUCACGACAAAAUGAUUAACCCGUGGAUCUAUAAAUAUAAAACGGGUUUUUAUUCAGUAGUCACUUUACUGACGCAAUAUUGGAUUAUCUUUGCGGUCAUGUUCUGUUCUAAUAUUAGCGUUUUGUUUUGAUUUUAGCAUGUUGUAUUUGAUGUUUAGUGGUUAAGCUUUAAAACAGAACAUUGUGUGCUCUUGCGAAACGUUGUUGAAUCAUUUAACUUAUUUCACGUCGUGAGAAAAUUAAAGCGCGAUAGCAAAGGGAUCGUGUACAGAUGAUGUAGUUCAUGAACUGAGAGAGCUGGCUUUAAUACAUGGACUUGAUGGCACAAUCUAUGAUGUGGGUGGAUUACAGUUGGAUAUCCAUGAAGCUGUGAUACCAAGAUAAAAAUGGGCUGUCCGCAAUCAAAGUCACGUGACCUUAACCCAGACGUUAACGGGACGGGUGACGUGAAUGGGCGUAAAAGAAGAAACGACGCCGUACGACCAGAGCCCGAACAAUCUAAGCAUGCGCCCGCGAAAGCCACGCAUAACUUUAAUGAUGACCCAGCAGUGAUGGGCAUAAGUGAGAAUCUUGAACACACUAUACCCGUCAAUCCGAAUCCAAAUUUAGCCGCAAAGAAAUCGACACAUGCAGACGACAAUCAAAAGGCAUCCAAGUCGGUUGAAACAAACGUUGCAAACAAACCAACAAUAAGCAAUGCAAACGGUGAUGCAAAGCCAUUAGAAAUCCAACGGACUGAAUGCAAAGAUGGUAAAACUUCACCACACCAUUCACUCACAACUAAAAAAUCAGCGUCUGAAGCAGCCGUUGCGGUUUCUUUACCCGAAAAUAAUUCAGAGAGCGAAUCUAACGCAGUGCUAAUGGAGAAAGAACAUAAUAAAAGAAAACUGAUAAAGAAAACGAUCGAAGAUCGAGAUAAUAUGAGCCAUGGUAAGGAAACCGUGUUGACGAGCGCUUUUAUCCCUGACGUAGAUGCAGCUGAUAGUCCGACGUAUAAACGUCGACUUAAGAGUGAAGCUGUUGACUUGAGCGACGUCAGUUUGUCGGAAAAAGCGUUGAACACGUCCCCCAAAGAGACGUCAAAAACACCAGUUCGAGACCCGGCUGUCAGUACCAACCAGCCGCCUACGUCACUUCCGGACUUGCGCACUCCCGACGACAACAAGCCUAAGGAGAAGCCUAACCCUUGGGAAGGCUCAUCCGCGGUCAGACACAUCAACGAGGGUCAGAUUCAGUACGGAAUACCAAAAGGUGUACCUGAACCGGCUCCCCCGAAAUCCCGGAAGUCAGACUUCGUGACGCCAACUACGUUUGUUUUGGCAGACAGAUUAGUGGACGAGGCUCCAAACGACGCUCUCGCCUUCAACAAACUCGCCGGUUACCUCACCGGCACCGUGAAAAAGAGUGAACUACAGAAAGCAGACGACGAGCCCGACGCCGGCGCGAACAAUCCUCAACUUCCGGCGGCAAAGCCCGUUACUACACUAAAGAAGGACAUCGUCACUGACGUGCAGCUACAGUUCAAGCACAUCGAUGAGAACGCAAAGAAUACCCCAGGGUCAUGCUUGCUGUCAGUGGACCGCCUGGCGUCACAUCUGUGCUCGGUCGCCACCUCAGAUCUAGAGAAGAUUCGAGCCUUCUACUUCUGGGUCUGUAAUAAUAUCAGUUACAUGUACGAUAAGGAAAAAACGUUGUCCGAUAAGUUGCGUUAUGAUGCGACGUCGACGUUACGUCAGGGGCAAGGAAGUUACGUCAACCUCAUGGCAGCUCUCUGCAAGGAGGUCAAUAUCCCUGUAGUUACGAUACCCGGAUGUUCCAAAGGUCUCCGCCACCAACCCGACAAGGAGUUCAAACUUGGUGAACGGAACCACAGCUGGAACGCCGUUUACUUUAACGGGGAGUGGCGUUUUCUGGAUUGCACGUGGGGGUCUGGAUACGUCGACGUCAGUGGUAAAUUCCAACGUCAGUUCGACGAGUUCUGGUUCCUGACGGACCCCGAGGUUUUCUGUUAUGACCAUUUCCCCGCACACCCUGUUUGGCAGCUCCUCGAAGAGCCGAUUGAAAUCGAAGAGUUCAACCAGAAGCCGUGCUUAACCGAGAAAUCAAGAGAGCUCGGUUUUAAGCUAAUUUCCCAUCGCGAACCGAUCGUGUACUUUAGCAACGAAGUCACUAUCUCGUUUGCAACCGAGAAUUAUCCGCUGUCGAAUAUUACCGCGGACCUGCGCGACGAGGCCGGAACAGAGAUAAAUUCGCGCAGAUGUAUGAGGCGUCUGGACAAUAAGACGUUUGAGGUGCGCGUUGUUCCGCCGGAAGUUGGCGAAUAUACGCUAAAUCUUUAUGGAAAGGCUAGAGACUAUCUUCAUGCCAAGUUUCGGAAGCUAGUAGAUUAUACGUUACGGUGUAACGGUGUGUAUCCAACGCCAACAAAGUUUCCAGAUCAUAAAAAGGCCUGGGGUCCUGAACCGAACUACGCAGAGCUAGGAUUUACAGACGCGAUUCAGUCAAUGUCAGUGUUCUCACGCGACUCCGCGGAAAUGUCAAUAGAGCUAGAGCAAACCAGGCUGGUAACAAUUUUAGCCGAACUUAAGGCCUCGAGUGACGACAAAAAAGAACUAGAAGGUUACACGAUGGUUACAGCUCGUGAAAAUUCGCAAACUGUUCAUAUAAGGUUUCCAGCACUAGGAUAUUAUCGCCUUGAUUUAUUUGCCGAGGGAAAAACGGAGAAAUUCGAAUUUGCGGCCAUGUUUCUUUUGGAAUGCACAGCAAACGCAACAAAUGUGAAGAAGUUCCCCAAAUUCAACGCGGACUCUGUUGCGAAACACAUUUGCGAAAUACUUGAGCCAAAGGACUACGAAAUUUCCGCGAAGUCAACGAUCAGUUUCAAAAUUCGGUCUUUGAAAUCGAAAAACGUCAUGGUCGGUGUGCCAGUUGAGGAAUCGUAUGGGUCGCGCAUGGAAAAGUUGGGAGAUCUAAAGGCAGACGAGGAGUGUGUGUUUUCCGGUACAAUAAAAACGCCGGGUCCCGGAAAGACGGUGUAUAUAUCGGGUUCCGCGGCGCCUCCCAAUGUCUUCUGGAGUCGUCUGUAUGAAUAUGUCACUAAGUGAUGUCGAAGUUUAGGAAAUGUAACAGUAGAAUACAAUGGUACUUCGACCUGUACCCUUUUGAUCCCACCCUUUGUGAUAGUAAGAAAUCGAUUAUUAUUAAAUCUGUGUUGUUGUAUAUUUUAAAUUAAGAACAAAGAUACGAUUGAAAAGAACUAUUCCUAAGUUAUUUUUUUUAAAUUUGCAAACUGUUAUAACUUUUUGUUCCCUAAUUUAAGCAUUUGUUCAGAUGUGCAAUGAUAUUUGAUUGAAACAUAGAUCUAACAAUAUAUAUAGAGAUCUUAAAAUAAAGAAAACUAGAAAUGGCGCGGCAGAGGCCGACGCGUAUCCCCACGCCGAAUGUUUGACCUAGGUGUGCCCCAGGGUUGGUAAUGGGGCCAUGCAUAGCUGAGAUUGACCGUAUUGUCAUAAGAGAAGUUCAUCAUCAAUUAGAAGUGAAUUGGUGUAGAAAUGAAGAAGUUAUAGUAAAAGGCAAUUUUGGGUGGGUGUGACAUAUGUGGGCAGGGCGCCCCAGGGUUGGUAAUUGUGCCAUGCAUAGUUGAGAUUGACCGUAUUGUCAUAAGAGAAGUUCAGUAUCAAUUUGAAGUGAAUCGGUGUAGAAAUGAAGAAAUUAUAGUAAAAGGCAAUUUUGGGCGGGUGUGGUCUAUGUGGGCGGGGCCCCAGGGUUGGUAAUGGGGCCAUGCAUAGUUGAGAUUGACCGUAUUGUCAUAAGAGAGGUUCAGUAUCAAUUUGAAGUGAAUCGGUGUAGAAAUGAAGAAAUUAUAGUAAAAGGCAAUUUUGGGUGGGUGUGGUCUAUGUGGGCGGGGCGCCCCAGGGUUGGUAAUGGGGCCAUGCAUAGUUGAGAUUGACUGUAUUGUCAUAAGAGAAGUUCAAUAUCAAUUUGAAGUGAAUCGGUGUAGAAAUGAAGAAAUUAUAGUAAAGGCAAUUUUGGGUGGGUGUGGUCUAUGUGGGCGGGGCCCCAGGGUUGGUUAUGGGGCCAUGCAUAGUUGAGAUUGACCCUAAUGUCAUAAGAGAAGUUCAGUAUCAAUUUGAAGUGAAUCCGUGUAGAAAUGAAAAAAUUAUAGUAAAUGGAAUUUGUUGGUGGGUGUGGCCUAUGUGGGCGGGCGCCCCAGGGUUGGGAUUGGGGCCAUGCAUAGUUGAGAUUGACCCUAAUGUCAUAACAAAAGUUCAGUAUCAAUUUAAAGUGAAUCCGUGUAGAAAUGAAAAAAUUAUAGUAAAUGGAAAUUUUUGGUGGGUGUGGCCUAUGUGGGCGGGGCGCCCCAGGGUUGGGAAUGGGGCCAUGCAUGGUUGAGAUUGACCGUAUUGUCAUAAGAGAGGUCCAGUAUCAAUUUGAAGUGAAUCGGUGUAGAAAUAAAGAAGUAAAUGUAAAAUAACCUAAAAAAUGAGUGAUAAUUUCUGACGCGGCCCCACCCCAACCGCUAUAACUUUUGACCCAG
This is a messenger RNA of Dreissena polymorpha, 4563 nucleotides long. Its product is annotated as kyphoscoliosis peptidase-like. The record is from RefSeq and is a predicted model, not a curated record. Lineage: Eukaryota; Metazoa; Mollusca; Bivalvia; Myida; Dreissenidae. The transcript has 8 exons. The coding region runs from base 413 to 3130 and encodes 905 amino acids.